UUGGUCAGACAUUAGUAAUGUGAUCAAUCAUAAAAGAGAAUUCACCAUAGAAUCCUUGGUGGGCACAGAAAAAGCAGGAUUUCUAUUUUCGGAUGUGGAAACUGCAAAAAAUGCUUGGCGUUUCUGUGUUCUACAACACAUGUUUUACCGACAGUGGGAGAUGAAUACUGACCAGACUGACAAAAGUUCUUCACAACCGCCAGUAUUUCAGCAAAACGAGCUGACUCAGAUGGAUAGCUCUGAGGAUGUGACAAACCCUUCCAUACAAUGGGACAGACCGAUAUCAUCAAUGCCCAGUUCGAGUAAUAGGGCACAGUCUACAUCUUGUUUAGAUCUUGAUAAACAGGCUGACUUAGAGACAUUGCGGAGUCUCUUACCUUCAUAUCGACCAGCUCCCGAUUAUGAAACUGCCAUUCAACAGAAGUAUAGGAAUUCAUCAGGUGCCAUACAAUCACGCGAACCUCUCCGGAAUACUCACCAAAUCUUAUAUAGUUCACAACCAGAAAUCCAUCAGACUAACUCGUAUUCAGCUCAUUUACAUUAUCCUGAUGUAACACACAAUAACAUCGAACAGAAAAAUUUGGUAUUGAACACCUCUUUCGGACAAUCUCAGGUGGUUGACAAUGUCAGCAUGCUAAGAUUUUACAAGUCACCGCCACCAUAUCCGACCAAUAGAAUUGGGUCAAAUUCCACGCCCGACUUGGCAGGGAUAUCACAACAAAUCAGUCCUCAUUCUGGAUUCAUUAGCAACGUAGUCAGUGGGUCCAGUCCAGACUUGGUAUCAGGAGGAAACUUUUAUUUGCGGCAGCUAUAUUCUGGACAACAAGUACAACCGAUACACAGGUCACAGAGUUAUUUACCUACACAAAAUGGAACAUAUGGAAAUCUAGCUUCUAUUUUCAAUAAUAACAUGUUGGGUAGGCCACAGGCUGUAAUUAUGGAAAACCCUAAUGUAACGAAACACAUCAAGAAGGUCUAUGAUGAACAUGGAAAUAUCAUUUAUUGUAUGCCGUCCAAUAUGAAACAAAUUCUUCAAGAAAAUCAGUUACCAAGCACAGGUUUUGUGGUCACAAGAAAUCAAAACGCUGUGGUAGCUCAUGACGGGCACAUCAACAAUUCUUCGGAGCCUAUUUAUGAGAAUAUACCGUUGCCUUGGCAAAGUGAAGGGGAGAUGCGAGCUAGGACACAAAGUAUCCAAUCUGCACCGGAAAUAACUCAAGUGGUCAAUCAUUCCGUAGUAAAUACUGUCCAAUCUCAAUUACAGCAGCUCAACAUCAGUAAUCGACAAGGCAGUAGAGAAAACCUCUACGCGAAUAUUGACCGUUUGCAGUCUUCCCCAAAAACUGACUUCGACAAUCUCACCUCUAGUCCUAUUAAUUUGAACAACAGCGAUCGAUCUACCCACAAUUUAGACACAACACAUAUGUCAAGCAUUGCUAAUGAACCACCCAAUUCGGCAGAAAAAGAGUAUUCUCGAGUAAAUUCCACAAUCAACAGCACCGCAUCUUUUCCUUCUGGCGUCACGAAAUCGACAAACGAAAGCAGUAAUUAUACGGACGUUAGUUCAACAUCCAACGUCAGUUCCAAGUCAAAGAAGAAGCGAUGGGGCAUUUUGAUGGGGAGGAGUAAAUCUGGGGAGAAGGUGAAGAGCGCCACUCUUGGCAGAGAGAAGAAGAAGAAAGAUGAGGAAAACAGCCAGAACAGUAACAAGCAUAGGUGGUCGACUGGUUUACCGAGGUUCAACCCCUUGCCACCUGCUAUCAGUAAAGAGACUAUGUGCCAACUCUUGGAAAAUAAACUAGCGGACAGUCAAUUAUUUUUCGAAUUCGACAAGAUUCCUAAAAAGAAACAAAACGUCGAUUUCAAAACAGCUCUCCAUCCAGAUAAUGCUACUCACAACAGGUUCAAGGAUGUCCUUCCAUACGAGGAGAAUCGCCUAAGACUGACUCCAUCCAAAAACAAUAAAUAUGGAUAUAUAAAUGCAUCACAUAUCACGGCAACUGUUGGCAGUAAGCAAAGGUUUUAUAUAGCAGCUCAAGGGCCAACAAGGCAUACGUUACCAUACUUCUGGCAGUGUGUUUGGGAAGCUGAGGUUCAUCUUAUGGUGCAGCUCACUGAUCCUACUGAAGAUCUGACAUACCUUCCUGAUGCUGAUGAAAGAUGUAUUAAUAUAGACCAGGAUUACCAGAUCUGGUGGGAGUUUUCUCAAAAAACUGGUCAUUGUGUCACCAGCAAAGUGAGAUUAUGUCAUGUAAGUUCUCGAAGGUACCGGACAAUUUGGCAUCUUCAUUACACUGAUUGGGGAGAUCAAGGAUGUCCAAAUUCUAUAUCACACUUCCUAGGCUUCCUCGAAGAAAUGCAGUCUGUUCACCAGCAUUCGGUGGGCGAGAUCCCUCCAGGCCAUAAUAGAAAUCCCCCUAUUCUUGUGCACUGCACCGCCGGCGUCGGUAGGACCGGACUUACUAUAUUGAGUGAUUUACUUCUCUACACCGUCGACCAUAACCAAGAGGUGUGUAUACCAAGAGUAGUUGGUCUUCUCAGACAUCAACGUGCCUACAUGAUACAGACCAUUGCCCAGUACAGAUUUGUAUACUCCCUUCUUAUCCACUAUUUGAAACAAACAAGGCUCAUUUGAAUUCAUGUAGGUUGAAACCUGUUCGAAUUAUCUCUCUAUUUUAUGGAACUAGACAUCCCAUUAAUAGAAAACGGGAUUUAUAUUUUUCAGUUAUUCAGUUAAUGUGUCCGGAAAUAUAUAGAUGAAGAAUACAAAAUUGGUGGGUUAUCAGUGCUCUACUAUUUAUACUGAAAGAUGAAUGAAAAAAAUUCAUUUUGUCAGGUAGUUUUGUUAAUGUUUUUAUGUUAAAUAUGAAGAGACUAGGCCAUAUUAAUUGAUAACGUCAAGAUAAUUUCAAUGUGCCAAUUGUUAAAAUAUUCAGAGUGAAAUGGAAAGAGCAUUGAAAAAAAUUCAAAUUAACACUAGAAGGUGAAUGUUGUUGAAAAUUAAUAUUAAAACCUUUAGCAUGAAAGGAAUAUUAUAUAUCUAUUUAUUUUCGUUGCCCGAAAGUUUCUGAGAAAGACUGGUGCAUGUUUUAUUUAAUAUCAGUUAUUAAAUCAAAUGACUAAUUUCAAAGUUAAAUUUACUGUGUCAUUUACCGAAACAUUAAUCAUUUUUACUUUUGUAAAAGGUUAAUUUUGAAGUAUUUUUUUCUAAACGGAGGUGUUGUCCACUGAAUUAGUAUUUAUUUAGUAUUAGGUUGAAAAAAGUUGUUAUUUCUCAACUAAAAGCCUUGUUUUAGGAUCAAUAAAUUAUUGAAUUCAUAGAUUUGUUUAUCCACUUAAAACAGUUUUACCGCAUUCACAGUAACAAAGAAAAGUUAACCUUUCUCAUUUACUCCAGAGAAAAAUACAUAAUGAUCCUAAUAUUGGUUCUUAGUUGGAAAGGCAACUUCAGGAAUUCAAAUCGUUAUUCAUCUCAUAUUUUCAGUAUUGUUUAUAUUUUAGUUUAAGUAAAAAAUUGUGAAUACAUCGUAAUUAAAAGAUUUUUACUGUGUACAGUGUAUAAAUGAAUGAAGGAAGGAAUAUAAAAAUUUGUUGAAAUUGACAAAAGUUUUAAUGACUUUGACUUGUGUUUUCUCCAACUCUAAUUGUUUUUAAUGUGAAAACAUUUUGUGUUAGGUUAGGUAUUUCCCAACUUCUAUAAUCAAUGUCCUUGUAUGUCAAAAUUAUUAUAUUUUUCAAUUUACGAAGACAUUAUCUAACUUCACUGAUGAAAUUACACUUUGGUAUUCUAAAAUAAGUAAUCUUUGUUCAUAUUUACCACUUUACAGUCAUACAUAAUAAUUUUACAUAAUCCAUGCAUAAUGUGAUAUUUCCACUUGAAAAGUAGAAAUCUCACAUUAAAGUGUUUUUUUUAUUACGUUAUAAUGGAUUUUCUUCAAAUAUCGGUCAGUUCUAUCAUAUUAAUCCAUGCAUAUAUAAUUAUUGAAUUAUUUUUUUAUAUGUUUUCUUCAUUUCAUAACCAUAUAAGUUCGAAAUAUAUAUCAUCAAAGUGGUACGAUUAGAAAUUUCUAUCGAAUCUAAAGUGAUAAUUUAAAAUGUGUAAGAUAGCCUAUUAUAUUUUUAAAAAAUUAACUGAGAGUCUGAUGUAUUUUAUGUUACUGUUUGGCCUUCAAGGUGCUUUCAAUUUCUAUCUUUGGAAAAUAAGCAGAUAAAGUUUUGGGAUCCAAUGAUUGCCAAAUCUAUUGGAAUGUUGAGCUGUCGAUGAAGCUUCAUUUUGCAUUAUGACCAUAUAAGUAUUUUUGAUAUAUCAAAGAAUUUGGAAAAUUAAAAAAUGGUGGAAUCUCAUCACUUUAUCACUUCUCUUGUUACUUUCAAAAUAUAUGACAUUAAUAAGGGUAGUUUCCUUUAAAUGUUUCGAUUGUCUUUUUUUAUAGUGGCACAACAAAUAUUUUGAACAUUGUUUUGUAAAACGUAUGAACAAGAUUUGAAAUGUUUCCAAAUUUUGUGCAUUUAUGUAUAACUACCCUCUAAUUUCUGAAUAUUAUGAUGAAGGCUGUGUAAAUAAUCUUGUUUACAUUAUUUGACAUUAUAUUUUUUGUAUUAUUA
This is a messenger RNA of Leptinotarsa decemlineata (Colorado potato beetle), 4605 nucleotides long. RefSeq names its product protein tyrosine phosphatase non-receptor pez (gene Pez). Gene Ontology annotation, cellular component: cytoskeleton. The record is from RefSeq and is a predicted model, not a curated record. Gene Ontology annotation, molecular function: cytoskeletal protein binding; protein tyrosine phosphatase activity. Gene Ontology annotation, biological process: protein dephosphorylation. Lineage: Eukaryota; Metazoa; Arthropoda; Insecta; Coleoptera; Chrysomelidae.